AUGAAGUUCUGUGCCAAUCUUUCGUUUAUGUUUACGGAGGGUGCUACAAUAAUAGAAAGAUAUGGUCUGGCGAAGGAAGCUGGUUUUAGGGCUGUUGAAACUGGUUUUCCAUUGGGAUUUACAAUAGAAGAGGUAAAAAGGGCUCGAGAAAACGCAAAAAUCGAACAAGUUCUCAUCAACAUUAAGACAGGAGAUGUAAGCAAAGGUGAACUUGGUGUAACAGCUAUUCCAGGAAAAGAAAAGCAAUUUAAAGAAAACCUAAAAGAAACAAUUAACUAUGCUACUGCACUUGGUGCUUCAAAAAUACACAUAAUGGCUGGAAAGUUAAAUACUGUAACUGAGGCCAAUUGGGUAGUAUAUGAGAACAAUUUAAGGUAUGCUGCAGAAGAACUGAGGGAAUGCAACAAGUUAGGGGUGAUUGAGCCAAUCAAUCAGCACUCUGUGCCUAAUUAUUUCCUUAGUGACUUUAAACGAGCUGUUGAUAUCAUAAAAAGGAUUGGAAGUGAGCAUUUGAAAUUGCAGUUAGAUAUAUUCCAUUUGCAACACAUUUGUGGUGAUUUGUCAUAUAAUAUAAAGAAUCUCAUGCCAUAUGUUGGACAUGUCCAGAUAGCACAAGUGCCAAGUCGAAAUGAACCAGAUACACCAGGAGAAAUCAACUAUGAGUACAUUUUAAAGACUUUGGAGAGUAAUGGCUACACUGAUUGGAUUGGUUUAGAAUACAAGCCAGCUGGUAACACAAACGAGGGCUUAAAAUGGAUAAAUAAAUAUGGUUAUAGCCUAUAG
This is a messenger RNA of Pieris macdunnoughi, 783 nucleotides long. The record is from the annotation of a GenBank genome assembly. Lineage: Eukaryota; Metazoa; Arthropoda; Insecta; Lepidoptera; Pieridae.